This is a messenger RNA of Ipomoea nil (Japanese morning glory), 1643 nucleotides long. RefSeq names its product cyclin-D3-1-like. Gene Ontology annotation, cellular component: cyclin-dependent protein kinase holoenzyme complex; nucleus; cytoplasm. NCBI's taxonomy places the organism in Eukaryota, Viridiplantae, Streptophyta, Magnoliopsida, Solanales, Convolvulaceae. Gene Ontology annotation, biological process: regulation of cyclin-dependent protein serine/threonine kinase activity; mitotic cell cycle phase transition. The record is from RefSeq and is a predicted model, not a curated record. Bases 321 to 1376 code for a protein of 351 amino acids. Gene Ontology annotation, molecular function: cyclin-dependent protein serine/threonine kinase regulator activity. The transcript has 4 exons.
AACCUUGAAAGAAAGGACAAGCGUGACAUACCAUUCUGAUAAAAUCUCCUCUUUUCUUUCUUUAUCUCUCUCCCUCUCUUUUUUUUAUUUAUAGAGGACCGAGUCUUUCACUCUAUUCUCUCCUUGAUUGACUCUUCCACACCCCCAUUUCUGCUGCACAAAACCAGAGGGGAAAGAAAAAAAAAAAAAAAAAAAAGAGAGAAUAUUAUUGAGGAAGAAAAUGGGGAAAAAGACUAGUCUUAAUCCUCUCACUUUUCUUUUCUGCUUUGUUGUUUCCGUAUAAUGACCAGCCUACAUUUGCCUCUUCUUCUUGGAAGAAGAUGGAUGCCGGUUGGCCAUUAACGUCGUUAGAUGCUCUUUACUGCGAGGAAGAACGAUGCGGGGAGGUUUUGGACUGGGACAGUGAAGGGUCCGAGGUUUCUGAGAUUACGAGGAAGGAGGAUUCCCCUGCUUUGUUCUUGUUGGAUCAGGAUUUGUUGUGGGAAGACGAUGAGCUUCUCGCCCUUUUCUCUAAAGAAUUAGAGACCCGUUUGAUGUUCGAGGCGUCUCUGUCGCUUCCUCGUACCCAGGCUGUCCGGUGGAUCCUUAAGGUGAAUGCCCAUUACGGAUUCUCACCGUUAACUUCCAUCCUCGCCGUUAACUAUCUCGACAGGUUCCUCUCCGGCAUCGAGUACCAGGAAGACAAGCCAUGGAUGAUUCAACUUGCCGCCGUCGCCUGCGUUUCCUUGGCUGCAAAAGUCGAGGAAACCCAUGUUCCCCUGCUUCUCGACUUUCAAGUGGAGGAUGCUGAGUUCGUGUUCGACGCCAAAACCAUACAGAAAAUGGAGCUCCUCGUGCUGUCCACCCUGAAAUGGCGGAUGAAUCCGGUGACGCCGCUAUCGUUUCUCGAUCACAUCACGCGCCGCCUCGGGCUCAAGAACCAUCUCCACUGGGAAUUCUUCACCAAAUGCGAAAGCCUCAUUCUGUCUUUCAUGCCUGAUUCAAGAUUCGUACGUUUUCUGCCGUCUGUGCUGGCCACUGCCACCAUGCUUCACGUUAUUCAUCAACUUGAACCCAGCAACGCAGUUGACCACCAAAACCAGCUUCUGGGUGUUCUCAAAAUCAAUAAGGAGAAAGUGAAUGAUUGUUACGAGCUGAUCAAAGAGGUGUCAAGCACUGCUUCAAACAAGCGGAGUUACAAUCCGAGCAGCCCCAGCGCGGUGGUUGACGCGGUGUUGAGCUGCGGCGAAAGCUCCAACGAUUCGUGGGGAUCGGAGACGCCGGCGCCGGAGCACCGCCGGCCGCUCUACAAGAGACGGAGAGUUGAGGAGCAGCAGAUGAGGCUGCCGCCAUUGAUGACCAGAGUGUUCGUGGACGCCGUUGCCAGCCCGCGUUAAAGCCAAAGUUUAAGCUCUCCUCAAUUUUAAUUUUGUUAUUAUAUAUUAUUAUUAUGUCGCGAUGGUGAUGGGCUCGGUGGUCGGAGAAAAGGAGGCGGUUGCGCCGCCGCACCGCCGCGGUGGUUAUUUUUCCCUCUUACCUCUUACCACCCUGCCUGGCCUACCUCAAGUCCCUUUCAUGCAUCCUCUUUCUGGACAUAUUUUUAUAUUAUUAUUACCGUUUACUAUUGUUAUGAUAAAAAUAAUUUUAAAAAAUGUUAUUUAAUU